AUGUCGCGCCUCGACACCGCAGCUGCCGCCGCCGCCGCCGCUCCGCUCGCCACCGCGCCAGGCGCAACGCCCGCCGUGAUCGUUCUCGCACCCCCGCAACGCCCCUCCUCUUCCGCCAUCUCCCCGCUUCCGCCGUCCGCCUUCGCGCCUUUCGCGCGCGGCGGCGGCCCCGCGGGCGUUCCGCCGCUAGCGCGCCCCGACGCUUCCCCUUCCGCAACUCCCCCUUCCGACGCUGCGGGGGACACGUUCUUCUCCCCGCGAGACUCGUUUUCCUCCGCGCAUGGGUUUUCCGCCCGGGAAUCUUCCUCCCCUUUUAGUCACCAUUCGUUAGACUCCGCCCACCCGUCGAGUCGCGUUUCUAGUGGCCUCCGUGCCGGCCGUUCGCUGCCGUCCUUAGAUCCGUCGAUCCGGAAACCGCGGAGACCGCACGAUCUUCUCUUCCUGGUUCUGUUCGUAGCAUGUCUGGUCGGCACGGGAUACGCGUCUGUUCGGAUCGGUUGUUCGCGGUGGACGAUUCCGCCUCCUAGCAAUAGUAGCAGUAAUAGCGGAGGUGCUAAUAGCGGGGCGCAAAUUGAUCACUCUACGAAGGAGUUCUGGCCGGUUCUGAUGGUAGCUGCAGCGGUGGCGCUAGCAGCGGGGACGGUCCUGCUGCAGCUACUAUUUUUCUACACGAACAUGGCGAUUAAAGUGGUAGUGCAUGUGCUGACGACGUAUAUAGCGGUAGUUAGCGUGUUCUGCUUUUGGGAUAAGGAGUAUUUCUGGGGGAUCUUCUUCGCUAUUGGCGCUGUGUUGCAAUUCGUAUACGCCAUUGCGGUGGUGGAUAGAAUCGCAUACACCAUGCUGGUUGUGCGGCGAGCGCUAGGAUUCGCCCGGGGCUUCCCGCUGCUGAUCCUCUUCGCCCACGUGGCAGCACUGCUGCUUGCCACGUGGAUGGGCGUCUGGACGUUCGGCGUGUCAGGGAUCAUGGCGCAGGACCAAGCUAAGCUCGAGCGCUGGUGGAUUCUGCUGCUCUUCGCCAUGAGCAUCUUCUGGACGGCGGCGGUCGUCUGCAACAUGGUCCAUGUGGUGACAGCUGGCGUGAUGUCAGCGUGGUUCGCCGCCAGCUCAGCGGAGCAGAACCCCAGCUCAGCGGCAGCAGGGGAGUCUGUGUCAGCAGCAGAGGAGGGGCGCGGGGGUGCGGCAGUGCCACCUCAGCAGUUCCAGCUGGCACCGGGGCGUGUCACUCUGGAGGCCACGUGGCAUGCUCUGAUUGGUCUUGGGAGUAUCUGCUACGGGUCGCUUUUCAGCCCUCCGAUUCACGUGAUUCGAUGGAUGAUCCGGGGAGUGCGUGCCUGGUGCAUCGGCAACGAGUGCUUCUUCUUCAUUAUCAACCUCGCAUUCAACUUCAUUGAGGCUCUCACACGGGCCUUCAACGCUUUCGGCUUUGUCACACUGGCCAUGUACGGGAGGAGCUUCAACCGCUCCUCGGUCGAUGCAUGGGAGCUCUUCCAAUCCACAGGAGUAGAAGCAGUGAUAGCAUACGACCUCUCAGGCGCUGUGCUGCUCAUGGCUGUGAUGCUGGCAGCGAUGGUGGCCGGGACAGCAGCGGGCGUGUGGGGGUGGUUCGUGGCGCAGGAGUUGGUGGUGGUGAUUGGGGCGAUGGGAAUCGUGACAGGGGCGGCAAUGGCGGGUGUGGUGCUAUCGGUGGUGGAGGGGGCAGUCACAGCAACCUACGUAACAGCAGCAGAGGACCCGACUCUGAUUGGCUGCGUCGACGCUGAGUUUGCCGCCCAGCUACUCGACACGCUACACCAGCGGUUACAGCACCGCAGCGGGAAACCGCUGCCACCCAGCCUCGCAUCAGAUGGUCUUGUUGGGGGGGUGCCGGCAACAUGA
Molecule: messenger RNA, 1875 nt
Organism: Closterium sp. Naga37s-1
Lineage: Eukaryota; Viridiplantae; Streptophyta; Zygnematophyceae; Desmidiales; Closteriaceae
Source: the annotation of a GenBank genome assembly